UUCAAAGUAAUAUUAAAUUAAUCUUCGGAAAAUAUAAUCAAAUUCAUCCUUAAACACUGUGACAUAAUUGUUACACAUUUUAGGCAUACAGAAUUGAAUGUGAAAUUUUGUUCUUUCGUCCACUAAAUUGUCCAUCGCUUUUAAAAUCUCAAAUCACUAACUUUAGUUUUUCUCAUUAGCAGUGCUGCAAGUCGGGUUGUUUUUCUGUCUGUAUAGUUCAGCUGCAAGAUAAUACUGGGCUUCAUAACUUACAAUGUGUCAAAUUACAAUGCGACGGCGGCCUGGGGAGUCGCGCUGCGGCUUUCGUUAUCGCUGUUCGUAGAUAAGCUUCCUCCUGUGUGGUGGAAGCGGCGCGGGAGGUGGUGUGGUUCAAUAAUGGGGAGUGUUUUAAUCUUUUUCUAUUAUUAUGCGGUGCAGAUAAUAAUUGUGGGGCUGUAGGAAUCAAAAGCCUUCAUGUGAAGAGCACAACAUAAACAAACCCUUAAGCCGUCAACCACCUUCGACGCCGCAGAGGUUUGAUAUUGGUUUCAUUUGUUGAAGUUGAGAAUGACGGAGAUGGAGAUUGAGGGCGAGAAACAGCAGAAGUUCGUUGUGGAUCUCGGCAACCUCGUGGCUUUCGACUCCAAUCACACUUUCCCCUCUCAACCACCUCUUUCCAGGGAGGAAAUCGUCAAGCAGUGUUUGCUGAAAGGCACUCACUUGGUUCAAGCUAUCGCAGAUGCCCUCUUCACCUUACCAUCAACGGAAGAUGUAGAUGGCCCCCUUGUCAACUUGCCUACGCCACUAACUAAAUUGCCAAGAGAAAAACAUCUUCCAAAACCUAAGCCUCCUACUAAAUGGGAAGUUUUUGCCAAAAAGAAAGGCAUACAGAAUCGGAAGAAAGACAAGAUUGUGUAUGAUGAACAAUCUGGAACCUGGAAACGGAGAUUUGGGUAUGAUCGUGCAAAUGAUGAAGACGCUGUACCUAUCAUUGAGGCAAAAGAAACUGAUGAUCCAGCAGAGGAUCCUUUUGCAAAAAGAAAAGAAAAUAAGAAGAAAAGAAUUGAAAAACAAGAUAAAAAUCGACUACAGAACUUGAAAGAAGCUGCUAAAUUUGGUGCUUUACCAAGCCAUGUUCAGUUGGCGGCUACAGCUUUGCCUAUAACAGGAACUCAGGCAGCGCCCAAGAAAGUUACAAAGGAUGAACUAGGUAAUGUAGCAGGAAUCGCAGCAACUGCAACAGCCAGUGGUGGGAAAUUUGACAAGAAAUUGCCGGGUGAAAAGCCUGCAAAACAUAAAGGAAAAUAUCGAAAGUUCUUGCCAGUGGUGGAAGGAACCGGGAUAGGAUCACAAGAGAGGGAGCAAACUGAAAAAAUAUUGAACAAAAUCAUCUCCAAGAAUUCUCACAACAUACUAAAUGUUGAAAAGGCCGUCACAAUGCACAAUGUGAAGAAAGAGAAGAAACGAAGGAGCGAGAAAGGGAAGGCUUCACCAGCUGACAACAAAUUGAAACCUGAGAAAAAGUCUUUUAAAAAAGGAAAUUUCAAGAAAAAGGGAGAUUUCAAGAAAGGAAAAGGGAAAGGAAAAUAAUUUAGAUUUUAUUAAAACAAGUUUUUGCAGAGUUAUCGGAAGCUCUAUUUACUAGUUUCAAGUUUUGUAGUCUAAUUUCAUAUUACGAUUUGUAACCUGAGAAAGAGUCUCUUAAAAAGGGAAAAAUUUCAAGGCAAGGCGGGGGAAUAGUUUAGAUUUUAUUGAAACGAGUAUUGUAGAGAUCUUGGAAACUGUUUAUUGGUUUCAAGUUUUGUAGACUAGUUUCUAUCUGUUGCUAUCGUCUUUAUUUCCCA
Messenger RNA from Vigna radiata var. radiata (mung bean), 1823 nucleotides. RefSeq names its product ribosome biogenesis regulatory protein homolog. Gene Ontology annotation, biological process: ribosomal large subunit biogenesis; ribosome biogenesis; endonucleolytic cleavage in ITS1 to separate SSU-rRNA from 5.8S rRNA and LSU-rRNA from tricistronic rRNA transcript (SSU-rRNA, 5.8S rRNA, LSU-rRNA). Gene Ontology annotation, molecular function: protein binding. The record is from RefSeq and is a predicted model, not a curated record. Gene Ontology annotation, cellular component: preribosome, large subunit precursor; nucleus; nucleolus. The transcript has 9 exons. NCBI's taxonomy places the organism in Eukaryota, Viridiplantae, Streptophyta, Magnoliopsida, Fabales, Fabaceae. The coding region runs from base 547 to 1569 and encodes 340 amino acids.